Molecule: messenger RNA, 4323 nt
Organism: Dreissena polymorpha
Lineage: Eukaryota; Metazoa; Mollusca; Bivalvia; Myida; Dreissenidae
Product: torsin-1A-interacting protein 1-like
Exons: 2
Coding region: 128-1294 (388 amino acids)
Biological process (GO): membrane organization
Cellular component (GO): membrane
Molecular function (GO): ATPase activator activity
Source: RefSeq, a predicted model, not a curated record
CUUGACUCAAACUUUUGUAAUGUAAAACGAAAGUAAAAGUUUGUUAAGUACUUUGACAUUUACCGAGGUGUCACUUUCAACAAAUAACCAGGCAAACUAUAAAAGCUACUGAAGCAAAGUGUUGUAUAUGCCUAUCGUUAAACUCACUCGUGAAAAUCUGACACCUAUUGCUGACAGGAUGCCAGGUAAAGCCCCUAGAUCACCAAAGUCCCCCAAACGAAGUCCGAAACCGAAUGUGAAGAAUCUUUACCCAGAUAUCUCUCAAUUAGGAGAUAAAGAGGUUGAAAAUGCAGAUGCUGUAGCUGAUGAAGAUGAGGGUGAUGAUAUUAACACUGAAAGUGAGGAUGACAACAUUUCUGAUAUUGAGAAUAAGGAUGGUUAUUCCAUUGAUUCUAUUGAUGAGCCUGAUUUUGCAAAAAGAGAACUAAGGCCUCGAAAAAACAGAAAAGUGCAGCCAUUGCCUGAACAGGGAAAAGCUAAACCCAAAGCAAAUGUGAAUAGAGAAAGAAUCUACCCACAUCUUCCUGAACAACAACAAAAACCUGCAAGACCAGAAGGAAAUGGCAUCCUUAAAAACCUGAUAUGGUUAUUGGGCAUUAUGUUUAUUAGCAUUGGUUGUGUAAUGGUACUCUUUAAACCGCAGUCUGACACAGUAAGUAAAACUGGGCCACAAUUUGUGGAUUACUACAAGCUUUUCAAACCAAAGUUUGAUGGACUCAGGGAAAGGUAUCCUUCUCAAACUGACCGAUUUUGGAAAGUCAUUGGAGCAUCCAUAAGACGUCUCUUGAACACUGAGAUCCCCACAUAUCCUGCAAUAAUUAUGAUGUCCAUCCCAAGGGGUUUUUCCAAAGUGGGCACUUGUAUUGCGAAAGAAAUUUCCAAUAAUUUAAAUUCCUUUUUCAACCAAUCAGUUUCAUCUUACAUUGACACUCUUACAUUAGAUUCGACAUCGCCACCGAAGACAAAGCUGGAUUUAGACAAAAGGCUUAUAAGCGUCUUAGAGACUACAAAAUCUGUCGUCAUAGACCACAUUGAAACUCUCAAAGGUUCAACUGCGCUACUUUUCCAUGGUUACUGUGAUGGCGAUAAUGCUCCAUACAAAUCGUCAGCGAUCAUUUUUGUUCUUCACACGGGUGUUGAGGUCAAUGCAAUGACGGAAUAUUAUGUUGAGGCGGAGCUUACACGUCGCUGGGGAGGUCAUCUGGGGGUCGAUGAGAUGCCGGCACUGUUGAGCAGAAUAGCAAAUAACAUUGCCCUGGUGAGCCCAGGGGAAGCUGUAGACUGUCAGCUGUGAACUUACUCUGUGUAAAUGUUUUUCAAUUUUAUAUAGGGUAUAACUAUUUUUCAUGCAAGAACAAAUCAUAGCUUGUAAAUUUGGGUACAUGUACCUUGUUGUUGUUGUUUUCCAACAUCUAGUACUAACAAUGUACUUGCACUUGCACUUUAGUAGGAGUCAAGAUUUUUAUAAGCUUAAAACCCUUAAGACAUUGUACGAAAAUCAUCUAUAUUUACAUUUAAUUACAUUUAAUAAACAUAAUAAGUAUUUUUCUGCGAAUGAGUCUAAAUGUAUUUAAGAUUUAAUGUUUGUUUAAAGUUGUUAAGUGAACACUUUUAAGCUUCAUUUGUUUUUGCAGUUUAGUUUUUCUCUAAUUGUAAAGUAUAUUCAAAGCUGAAAAAAAUGUUCUAAUCACAUGGUAUUAUUAGUUGUACAACGUCAAUUAUAUAAACAUUUAAGCAAUCUUUAUUAAUGCUUUGAGUAAGAAAUUUGUUUUAUUUCUUUGAUUAUUAUAGGAUGUGUUUUGUUUAGAUUUUGUAGAGCUAUGAACUCAAAUUGUGUUCUUUAAUAUUUCUGCAUGGGGUUGCCACAGUGGGUAUGUUUAAGAUUAGGAAGUUCACUUGUUCAUCUCCUGAUUUUAAUGAUCCUUGUUCUGGGAAAACUGGGCUAAAUGCAUAUUCCUUGUGUCAUUCCUUAUUAGCCUGUUCAGUCCACACAGGCUUAUCAGGGUUGACACUUUCUGCUUUUAUAGAUUAAAAAAAUAUCUAAAACAAUAUACAGUCUAGGCGGAAAUUGUCAUCCCUGAUUAGCCUGUGGGAACUGCUCUGGCUAAUCUGGGAUGACAUGUUUGGCACUUGUAUUAAGCCCAGUUUUCCCAGAAGGAUCAGGCUCAUAUUAUCCCUUUGCAUGCUGGGUAAUUUGUCUUCUGCUAAAAUGUCGUCUGCUGAAUUUCUAAAAUUAGCAUUUUCUUCGAUUUUUUUCAAAGAAUACUAUUCGAAUAGCAAACAGUUUGGAUCCUGAUGAGACGCCACGUUCUGUGGCGUCUCAUCUGGAUCCAAACUGUUUGCAAAGGCCUUCAAAAUUCGGUUCCCGCACUGAAAGGGUAAUGAACACUCCAGAUUCCACAUUUAUUGACCAGCCAUCAAGAAACCUUCUCAGAAAAUUUCUCACAAUUAUAUCUGGGAUACAUUCAAUAGCUACAUCGGUUAAAACAAGUUCAUCUGGCAGGAUUGAAGAAAAAUGUGUAAUAACCGGUAGUGUUUGUUGUCAACUUCAUUCAAAAGUAAAUUUUUUCGUAAAUGUUUUUUGUGAAUUAUAAAGGACAUUUUUUUUGGUGACCCUUAUUUAAUUUUGUUUGAAUUUGUGUUCUUUACAUAUAAAGUUGACAAUUUAAUGUUUACAAAAGAUCUUCACUGAAACUGCAUGACCCAGCGGUUUCACAUAAGUUAGGUGCAUGUUGCAUCCCACUGUUACCCUCUAUAAACGUUACUUUAACCCAUUUAUGCCUAGCGUCUAGAAAAAAGGCCUUGGCAAACAGCGUAGACCCAGAUGAGAUGCCGCAUGAUGCGGCGUCUCAUCAGGGUCUGUGCUGUUUGCUUAAAGGAAUUUCUGUAAGAAAUAUUCUAAAUAUUGAAAUAAAUACUAGACAUCCCUAAUUUUGGAAAUAAAUUGAUCCAAUUAAGCAGGAUGGGAGGGUCCACUAGGCAUAAAUGGGUUAAAUCUGUCAUUUGUGUAAAAUAAGCAACACUUAAGGGGUUCAGUGAUAUAGGUGCAAGGUGAGCAUUCCAGGAAACUUAACACUUUGCAUGCUGGGAAAUUUGUCUUCUGCUAAAAUGUCGUCUGCUGAAUUUCCAAAAUUAGCAUUUUCUUCGAUUUUUUUUCCAAAGAAUAUUAUCAGAAUAGCAAACAGUUUUGAUCCAGAUGAGACGCCACGUUCUGUGGCGUCUCAUCUGGAUCCAAACUGUUUGCAAAGGCCUUCAAAAUUUCGGUUCCAGCACUGAAAGGGUUAAGGGACAGCUUGUUUGACUGAUGUUCGUCGUGUUCUACAUCAUUACAUGGAGCCAGAUUUUUUCGAAGCAUUCUUUAUAAUCAGAUGAUUAAGAAAAUGUUUACAUUUUGAUGUAUACAUUGAUCCUUAAUGUUUUUCCUCAACAUUUUUAGGGCCUGAAGUGCCAUGGUAAUAAAGGGACCUUUGCACGUUUUGGUAAAUUGACGAAAUAAAAAAAAUGGUUUCAGAUUCGCAAAUGUUCGUUGUAGUUAUGAUAUUUGUGAGGAAACAGUAAUACUGAACAUUUAGCAUGCUCUAAAAUAUCCAUUAUAUGCAUCUUUUGCUUAAAUUAAGUAUAAAAUUGAUCUCUCAUUAUAUGAGCACUGAUGGCCGAGUGGUCUAAGCGAUAGACUUUUACUCCAGGCAGGGGUCAGUGGUUCAAGCCCAGAUGAGGUUACUUUUUUUUCUUUCUUUCAUUGUAUUCUUGAUUUUUACUAGAGCUUUUUAGAUCCGUUGUUUAUAAUUAUCAAUAUUAAGAAUUAAAUGUCAAAUUGCUUAUUCAAUGAUUUAGAGUUUUAUGACUAUUCAUUAUAUUUUGUGUUUGCGUGUUCAUGUUAUUGCUAGCAAAUACAAACACGUGGAUUCUGGAUUUCCUGUUUCCAUUCUUAACAACACAUAUGUUUCAAUAUUACUUUAAUGUGCUGAAUCCCAAAAGGUUUAAUUUUAAGUAAAAUGCCUUUGGAAAAUAGAGUCCAAGCUACUUCAAAGAUUGCAGUUGUGUAUUUGAUUUGGUGUGGACAUAGUCUUUUUUAUGUUCAGAUUGCAGUUGUGUAUUUGAUUUGGUGUGGAAAUAGUCUUGUAUAUGUUCAGGGUUCUAUCCUUACUCAAUCAGUGUUCCUAAGAUUUUUCCAAAGUCACCCCUGGCCCUGGUUCUUCAUAGGAAGUGGACUUGAUAGUUUCUCUAUAUGAUUUUGAUACAAGCAACUCUGACGAACUCAAAAAAAUAAAUAAGUUUAAACUUAAACUUAAGUUUAAAGUAAAUGAUUACAAGCAGUUGCAA